CAUUUGUGGGGGUUUCCCCCUUGAUGAACCAUAAAGCAGUUUAUGGGAGUUUUCUAGAUUUACUAUUUGACAAUCUAAAGUUUAACUCGUAUUUUUGUUCUUUUUACAGGAAGACACGAAUCUAUGACUGAUGCAAAAUGACCGUACUAACAUCCGUGCUGUUGCUGUUCUUCUCUUGGGUGUCACUGCACAAUACCGCGCACACUGUCGCAGAGACUUGCCGGGGGACGCACUGCUACGGCACGGAACCCCGCGACCCAAGAGCUUGCACCGGAGCGCGCUGCUCGGGAGGCAGGCCCUCCAGACCUCCGCGGCAGUUUAAUCCGUCAACUCAGGCAAGAGCAGCGCAGAUGGUUGGGAGCCAAUACCACGCGUACCCGAUCGAUCCAAGAGCUGCGCCGGAAGCACAUCUGGCCGCCCAGCCGCUCCACGGGUGGCAUGGCGACAGCAGCAGCGGCACGCGAAUCAGAGCGCAUGAAGUUUUACCUGCAGGAUGCACCGGCGAGGACUGCGUUACUCCUGUGAAACAAUUUCAGCCCACAAAUAACACCAGAGACUGUAGAGGGAUUGAGUGCAGACUGCCCCUGAUAAUACGGCCAAAAGCGCGAGCAAAGUCUUGCGCGGAAGAGGGAUGUCUGGCUGGUUCAGAAGAGACCGUCUCCUCUACCGCCAGCCAGCUUCCUCCUGUCCAUCUGUCCGACAGAGCCGCGCAGUUUAUGGGGGAUUUUCCGGAGUUUGGAUAUCCGUCUUCAGAACUUGGCGGCGCGCCUUUGGGUGUCCAGCUCACAUGCGACAUCAAGCCAGGUGAGAAUGAAGUUCACUCAGAAGAUGCCCUCGUCUUGCAUCUCCAGCUGGCCAAGGGGCAGGAGAAGCUGGUAGAGGCCCUGCGAACCCAGCAGAUGGUCAUUCGCGACUUGCAGCAGAAGCUCGUUGACCAACAGGAGGCGCUGCUGUCCCAGCAAAGGGAGGUUCUGGAGCAGCAGCGGCGAAUGUAUGAGCAGAUGGAUGUGGUGAAGGCCCAGUACGCCCUUCUCUCUGACACCGUCAAACAGGUAUCCUUCCAGAGUCUGCAGGGUGAGCUGCAGAGCUACUUUGAAAGCCAUCUUGCGGGGCUCCAGAGUCAGGCUCGCAGCCACCUGCAAAAGUCCUACGCUGGCCACAAAAUGGACAUGGACUCAAAAGUAAUGGAUGUUGUCGGGGAGGCUGAGUUCCCUCAACCUCUGCUGGGAUGUACUUCAACUUGUGGACCAGAGGAGUUCUGUGACUUUCAAAGGGUCCCACCUCAGUGUCAGAAGUGCACUAUGUGUCCACCGGGAUUCUUCCUGAUCUCACAGUGCUCUCCUACUGCAGACAGAAUGUGCCAGGACAGAGAUGAAUGCCUUGAAUUACCAAACAUUUGUGGAGAGAGAGUGAAGUGCCUUAACUCUCCGGGAGGUUUCAAGUGUUUGGGAGUUCCUGAGAGAGAAGCAGUGACAGGCUUGUGUGGCCACAAUUACUUCUACAACCAGGAGCUGCAGGAGUGCCAGGCCUGUUCAGACUGUGAUGGAGAUCCUGUCACUGUUCCCUGCACAGCCAUCUGCGACACAGUCUGUGGCCAUCUUUCGGAGAGCCGGCUCUCCCAGGCUUGGGCAGCACAUGUGGUACUUCCCCCUCCCAAGACCUCCGGCACCAACAUCUUCCCUGGGCUUCAGCUAAACAUCCUAGGGAAGGAGACCAGUGACUUGCUGUCAAACAACGCGGGUCAAGUGACCUUCCUGCAGCAUGGCCUGGUGUGGCUGGAUCAUAACGUUGCAAUAAAGCACAGCUGCAGGAAUUUCCUCCAGGUGGGUAUGAGGCUCAACGGGAGCCAGGAGGAGGAGGGUCGGGACCUCAGCGGUGUUCGCAUCGAACAGCCAGACGGGAAGUACUUCCAGGGAGUCAGCGUCAGCAGUGGAGUCGAGGUGGAGCCUAAUCAUGUCUUCUCUCUGCUGUUAAAGAGUCCAAACCAACACUGCAACCAGAGCAAGGAUCUUCACAUCUACGAUGUCAUCACUCCCUCUUUAAGCCUGCUCUGGUUGUCUCAUGAUACUGGUGCUGUAUCUAUGACAGCCCAGAUGUCCCUGCUGGUGCACUACCAGACUAGUUACCGCCCGACUUUCCGCAUCACCUCAGUGUCUGACCCCUACAUGAUCAGCCUGACUCAUGACAACCGUGGAGUUCGCUUCACAGAAAGCGGUGUGGUCAAGUUUGUUCUUCAGCAGGCGCUGUACUCCAUGGGCCACACCUGCAUUCAAGAGGGUUUGUCCCUGAUUGCUUAUACUAACCAAAACGGGACCGGUCAGGAGACAACGCAGGCCUUCAAGAUAGGAGUCAACUACCGGGACACCUCCAUCACUCUUUCUGGUGCUGUGAGUGUAGACAGCAGAGACGCGCUCAGCUUCGAAAUCACAUCUCCAUCCCAGUGCAAUGUCCGCUACUUUGGGGAUGGCACUGGGAUCAGCAUGCUAAGCCUUAUCUGGAUUCCUUCAGCAAUGUCAUCAGCUUUGACUGCUACUGUGUCCAGGACUGGUCUUCCCUUUGGAGCAGUGAGAAAUAAACCCUUGUUGUUUGAGCAGAUCAGCUCAGACACACCACAGGUUCAUUUGGCCCGCUCAGGUGAGCCAAACACCCAGAAGAACUUCAUAUUUCAUCAAAAAGGGACAGCAAACAUAGCCCUCAACCUGAAGCUGAUCCACUCCUGUAAUAUAGUAAAGCUGACUUUGCAACGGGUGGGGGUUGUAGGUCAGGGAGAGCAGUCAGGUCCUGUGGCUCAGCAGGUGACUGGAUACAUGCCAGAAGGGAGUGAAUGGGCCAGUAUUGGGCUGAGGGCCUCAUUUCAGGUCCAAAAUGGCACAGCUGUGUAUGUUACUCUGGACUGUAUCCGUGGACGAGUUAACCAGAUAACACACGCCGGAGGCACUAACAUUUCACUCCUAUGGGUUGCGAUGUGAUCCAAGAAGAGCUGGUGCCUUGUCAUGGAUGCAUUUUGAAAAGAAAAGACAAUUUUGCACAAAAAUGAAAUGUAGAGCAGAUUCAACAAUUUACCAAAUUGAGGAAGAACACUAGUUGAUAAAAACUGUGCUAAUCUAUUCCACAUAUUUUAUGAUAUUACCAUUUUAAAUGUAUAUUUCAUCACCUGUUUAGAAUUUUAUUAAGUCUUUUUUUGGGUGUAAUUAACAAACGGUAAGUACUGCGUUUGCUUCAAGUACUUCAGCUGGUUGAGCAGUGACCAAUUCUACAUUGAACAUCAGAGUGUUUGUGUGUCGGGACAGUGUGUGCACUGGUGCUUAUAUUUGUAUGUGUUUACAUAUGUACACACAGAUAUUGACAUGCUUACUUCUGCAGUCAUUUAAUAUGCAUAUCUUUCCAAACCUGCAUAUAUUUAAUAUACAUACUGUAUGUAUCAAAUCUUUUUGUGUUAUAUCAUUAGUCUUUAACAAAACAUUUUCAGAAAUAUGCUAAUCACCUUCUGGAGGAGAGUCAGACCGGAAGAUCACACUUAGCAGGCAGUUAGCUGGAAACGGGAACAGAUUAAUAUUUAUUAUUAUACAGAUUAGUAUAGAUUAAACAUACUGUAUCUUGUAUGUUUAAUCUAUACAAAAUUCAGAACUUUACAGGGAGUUAUGUGCAGAACUGUUUCUUGGCCAGGAUGUGUAACUUCCUGGAGUCUAUGUUGGAAAUAACCCCUCCUAAAACGCUAAAUUGCUGUUUUCACAUCAUUUUUAUAUGACAUAAACAGAGAUUUACAGAAACGGAGGAUCAGGUUGGGGGCUUUCCAAACCUUUGGACAGAGCCAGAGCUGCUUCUGCAUUUGCACCCUUUAUCAAACUGAUAGGAUGUGAUGUCAGUCUUCUCAUCUUACUCACCAUAAAAACAAAUAAGAGUAUUUUCCAAAAUGUCACCCUAUUGCAAUGUAAUAAACUUUCAAAAAGCUUAAGGGUUUGUA
Molecule: messenger RNA, 3964 nt
Organism: Monopterus albus (swamp eel)
Lineage: Eukaryota; Metazoa; Chordata; Actinopteri; Synbranchiformes; Synbranchidae
Gene: nell3
Product: NELL (neural EGFL like) family member 3
Exons: 4
Coding region: 138-2969 (943 amino acids)
Molecular function (GO): protein binding; heparin binding; calcium ion binding
Source: RefSeq, a predicted model, not a curated record